CUCACAGCUGCUUCUGCCCUCAUUUGCUUUCCCGCCUGAUGGGCCCUCGGGGAGUUUGGAGGCGCGCGAAGCGGCGCGCGCGCAGGAAGGGGGGGGGAGAGAAGUGUGUGGAGAGCCCCGGCCGCGCUUUUGCCUCUCAUUUAUUAUGAUGACCAGCGCGCCGGCGAGGUUAAAUAGUUGCCAAGGCGCCAGCAGCCCGACUCCAUCUCCUCCUCCUCCUCUCUGUCCGGGCGGGAACUAACGACCCCACACAACAACUGCUGCGAGAGGAGAAUCACGUUGUUCGAAACAGCUUCGCCUUCCUUCUCCCUGAGGCACUUUUCUCCCUGGCUGAGCAGCUCGAGGCGGCGGCGAAGCCGGCCACGGAGGUCCCCGCCCCCAGCCCCCUGAGGAAUGGAGUCCGGGGAAGAGUGAGAGGGGAAGCGGGUGUCGUUGGCUUUGCUCCUCCGGCGGCGUCUGCGUUGGGGCUGCGGCGGCGGCGCGGGAAGCAUGGCAGAGGCGCACGAGCAGGGACUUGCUGCCCUUCUCUCUUCAGUUUGAAAACGAGACGUUCAUAGCAGCCGGCGUCGAAACGCAACAAUUAACCACAAGGACCAGGUUUCUGCGAAGUUCCUAACAUCUCAGCAGACUCCAACCAGCUGCACACACUCUUGGCCACACCUGGAAAACUUGUUCCACAAUAGCACAGGGCAUCUCUGUGUGUGGUUGCUCAGAAACACAGAAUAUGGGAACUCAGCACCGAAUAAAAGUAGAUGUUCCUGAUCGUGUUCUUUACACUGUAGGCUCCUGUGUUCUUGUCAUUGGUUCUAUCGGAAUCACAGGAAAUCUCCUUGUCCUCUAUGCAUUUUACAGCAACAAGCGGCUGAGGACACCGGCAAACUAUUUCAUAAUGAAUUUAGCAGCAAGUGAUUUUCUGAUGUCUGCAACUCAAGCUCCAAUCUGCUUUCUCAACAGCAUGCACACAGAAUGGAUACUCGGAGACAUAGGUUGUAACUUUUAUGCUUUUUGUGGGGCACUCUUUGGAAUAACUUCAAUGAUGACUUUAUUAGCUAUUUCAGUUGAUCGCUACUGUGUGAUUACUAAGCCUCUGCAGUCUAUAAAAAGGUCUUCAAAGAAACGCUCGUGCAUAAUCAUUGCCUUUGUCUGGCUCUACUCGCUGGGAUGGAGUGUAUGUCCUCUCUUUGGAUGGAGUUCCUAUAUACCUGAAGGUUUGAUGAUAUCUUGUACAUGGGACUAUGUAUCCUAUUCUCCAGCAAACAGAAGUUAUACCAUGAUGUUAUGUUGCUUUGUGUUCUUUAUCCCUCUGAUAAUAAUCUUCCACUGCUAUCUAUUCAUGUUUCUGGCCAUUAGAAGUACUGGCAGGAACGUUCAGAAGUUAGGAUCAACCUAUAACCGGAAGUCGAAUGUUUCGCAGUCAGUGAAGAGUGAAUGGAAGUUAGCAAAAAUUGCCUUUGUGGCUAUUGUGGUGUUUGUUCUGUCCUGGUCCCCAUAUGCUUGUGUCACUCUGAUUGCGUGGGCAGGCUACGCGAAGACCUUAAACCCAUAUUCUAAAUCUGUGCCAGCUGUUAUUGCCAAAGCUUCUGCGAUCUACAAUCCCAUAAUCUAUGCAAUCAUUCACCCAAGAUACAGGAGAACUAUUCGAAGUGCUGUCCCUUGCUUGAGAUUCCUUAUACGGAUCUCACCAAGUGAUCUUUCAACAAGUUCUGUGAACGAGUCGUCAUUCAGGGCUUCUAUGUCCAGCCGUCACUCUUUUGCUGCCAGGAACAAGAGCAGUUGUGUUUCUUCCAUUUCUGCAGCAGAAACUACUUGGAGUGACAUGGAGCUUGAGCCUGUGGAGGCAGCCCAUAAGAAACAGCAACCUCAUCGAAGCCGCUCUUUCUCAAAACAAGCAGAAGAAGAGACUGGGUUGCUCCUAAAGACCCAGAGCUGUAAUGUGCUGACUGGAGAAAAGGUUGCAUUGUCCUCCAUCAGUCUGCAUGACCCGUUUGAGAGAUCGUUUGGAGAGAAUGCCCCAGAACUGCUGCUCAAGCCCAGUUGUUUGAGAACUUCAUCUCUUCCAUUUGGCUUGAAUAGUAGCAGCACAGAAGAGAAUGCAGACACUUCUGACAUGGAAGUUCAAGAGCAGCAAACAGAUGGAAGCCUCAACUCAUUAAUGAGCCCCACCAUCCCACAAAUAGUUAUCGUUUCUACCUCAGAGACCACCCUCUCUGAGGGGCAAGAUGAGCUGGAAAAUGGACAGGCAGAAAAUUCCGGUGUAUUAUUUUCUCCAGGAAAGAAUCACCUGUUGGACAUAGGAAGGCUUAGCCCCUCUACCAACCUCAUUGAAACAAUUGAGAAGCUUCUGUCCUAAAUAUGGAAGAGAACAACUAUUUGGUCUUUUUGCUGCUUCUUUGCAUUAUUAUACCAAAAAAGGGGGGGAUGACCCACAUGAAGAACUCUGAGCCUUGUAGAUUAAGCAGAUAACUUUAUAAACAUAUUUUUUUGUAAUGCAAUCUUUAGCCCUUCUUGAAUUUUAUGCACUUUGCAGAAGCAAAACAACAGCAAUAGAUGCUGAAGGCGCAAAGCAUCCAUAGCGUAGACAACAAGUGUUUGCCAACCAAAACACCUAGUAAAUAUUUCUCUGUAUCUGUAUUCAGGAUAAGUUUUCAUGCUUGUAAUACCUUUCCAAGCAGUUCCAUUGCUGGAGUGCCCAGCAACCACAAGCCCUGCUGUAUUUCCAGAUACUAAGAUUGGUUCUGGAAAGAAAUAUCAGCUAUGCGUUCCUCAAUAAACCUGGUCCAGGAAUUGGUCAUUCUCCACUACUUUAGCCACCAACUGAAAGAUGGUAGAUCAAGUGGAGAUGUUUGAGGUGGCACAAGCAGCCAUUGUCUAGCAACCAGAAACCAGUUGACUUUUUGUCCUGACUCAACACAACAGCUAGUUUGCCAUCUGUUCUUUGUAACUGAAGCUAUGACUAGAGGAGGAAGAA
Messenger RNA from Podarcis raffonei (Aeolian wall lizard), 2968 nucleotides. RefSeq names its product melanopsin. Gene Ontology annotation, molecular function: G protein-coupled receptor activity. Gene Ontology annotation, cellular component: membrane. The record is from RefSeq and is a predicted model, not a curated record. The transcript has 11 exons. Gene Ontology annotation, biological process: visual perception; G protein-coupled receptor signaling pathway. Lineage: Eukaryota; Metazoa; Chordata; Lepidosauria; Squamata; Lacertidae. Bases 725 to 2350 code for a protein of 541 amino acids.